AUGGCGGCUACAACUACAGGAAGUAUGGCCAACCUUCAUCGUUCAAAUAUGAAUCUUGCUCAUGACAGUGAGAAUAAGAAGAAGGCUGCAGCUGCACAGAAUGCUAUUGAAAAGAAGCGCGCAUCUCUCGAUGUCCGACAUAGAUAUCUUUUGGAAAAGUUUGCAACUCUCGUUGAAGAGAAACCCGCAACUCUAGAAAAUGCCCUACUUAUUGGAAACAAGCUUGACAUUGUCAAUGAUUUUUUGGCAGAGGGUGGUUCUCGUAAAGUCCUUCUUUUCUGGCAAAAGGAUGAUUUGAGUCCAUCAAAAACGGCGGGUGCUCCUCAGACAAAACCAUAUACCCUUAUUGUCACCAACGGCAACAAGGAAGUUCUCACUGGCGUUGGAGCUUUCUUUAUCCGUACCAGCACAAAAGCAAUUUCCGCUCAAAAUGUAUAUCUGGAUGUUUCUUUUGGACCGUUGAACCCUAACUUGCUUCCUUCUCUUACCACCAUGGUAAAGCAUGUUGUUAUGCCUGCACUUCGCGCUCAGGAAAGCUGGGGAGUUUUGGCAAAGCAAAAGGAUGAAUCUGUUAAAGGAUUUAUAGAAGCUCUUGAAAAGUUUACCGUUGAUCUUGAUGUUGCCAUGGUAAACCUCCACGACAGCGUUCAGCUGCACCCGUGCAACAUUGAUCUGGAUGCAUACAAAAAACCAUCCGAUUAUGCCAACGCCGCACAUUCUCCUGACAUCACCAAUGCUCUUGAAGGUUUGGUCAGCGAAUGGUGCAAACAAAUCGAACAGGUUCUUGCAGAAAGUGAACAAAUGCGAAAAGAAGCAGAUGAUAUUGGCCCAAAUGCAGAAUUGGCUCAUUGGAAGGCAAGAAUGGUUAAAUUCAAUAGCAUCACUGAUCAACUUAAAAGCUUCCUUUGUCGAAAAGUCAUUGGCAUUUUAAACGCUGUCAAGUCGCGUACCCUGCUUAAAACAUGGAAGGAUCUUGAUGAUCGUGUGACAGAUGCUGCCAACGAAUCCAAAGACAACGUGAAAUAUCUGUAUACUCUUGAGCGUUUCUGUGAUCCUUUGUACCGCAGUGAUCCAAUUGGGAUGAUUCCAGCCAUUCCAGGACUCAUUAAUGCCAUUAAAAUGAUAUAUUCCAUCUCGCGAUACUACAACACAUCUGAGCGCAUGACAUCUUUAUUUGUCAAAAUCACCAAUCAAAUGAUUACUAGCUGUAAAGAGUUUGUAUACAAAGAUGGUGGUUCCAAGAUUUGGGAUUUGGACAGGCAAGUGCUUGUUCGCAAACUCAUGGACUGCCACAAACUUAAUGAAGCCUAUCAGCGCUGUUUCCACGAAAUCAAAAAGAAGCUGCAAGAAACACCACACGAAAAACAGUUUGACUUUUCCGAAAUGUACAUAUUUGGAAAGUUUGAUGCCUUUUGCAAGCGUAUUCAAAAAGUCAUUGAUAUGUUUAAUAUCAUUGAAAAGUUUUCUUUACUCGAGACAUUGGGUGUCGAGGGAUUGGACUCCAUUGUGCGCAAGUUUUCAAACAUUCUAAUUCAGAUGCAGCGUAAACCGUACGAUAUUUUGGAUCAUCGUAAAAUGGAGUACGACUCUGACUACAAUAAUUUUAAAAAGCAGGUUUCUGAUUUGGAAAGUACUCUGCAGCAGUUUAUUGAUACUUCGUUUGAACAUAUAAUCAACACCGAGCAAUCUCUGGAACUUUUAUCCAAAUUUAGUCAAAUCAAGGAUAUGCAACUUGAUUUGGAAAAUAAGUACCACACAGUUUUUGUUCAUUACACGCGCAAGGAGCUUGAAGGUGUCCGUAAAUUGUAUCAAAAGUACAAGGAUGCACCACCUAUUUCUCGAAACACACCGCCUGUCUCUGGAUCUAUUGCAUGGGCCAGACAGCUAUAUCGCCGUAUUGAAACUCCAAUGAAGCGUUUCAAAAGCAGUACCUCUGUUCUUGAUUCAUCAGAAGCCAAAAAGCAUAUUCGCAACUACAACAAGCUUGCGCGCGCUUUGAUUGAAUUUGAAGUUUUGUGGCAUCGUUCAUGGUACAGUAUUGUAGACCAGGCAAAAACGGGUCUUCAAGCAACUUUACUUGUAUCCAACGAUGAGGGCCAUGUUUACGUCAACUUUGAUCCUCAGAUUCUUCAGCUUAUUAAAGAAACAAAGUGUAUGGUUCGUUUAGGACUUGAAGUGCCUGAAUCUGUAAAGAAUGUCUGCACUAAAGAAAUAUACUACAAAAAUCUAUACAACGGGCUAGUUCAUAUUCUUCAAACCAAAAAGCGUGUGCUUGAGCGGGUCUCAAAUGGUCUGCGCCGUGCCAUGGGUCCUCAUAUCGAUGAACUUGACCGUACUCUACAGCCUGGCCUCACCGCUCUUACUUGGACUUCGCUCAAUCUGGAUGACUAUCUUCAAGCCAAUCACAGACAACUAGCCAAACUGGAGGAGCUUGUAGAUAAACUGCUAGACAUUUCUGAAUGCCGCAUAGAAAUGGGUGUUCGCAAAACCGCCGAAAUUAUGCUGGUCGAAAUUCCAUCUGAAACCGAACAAUGGUCGGUUGAUACAUUUCUGGACAAAACAGAGAAGCGCUGCACCGCAAUGUUGCAAACCAUCAACAAUCGCAGUAAUUUGAUUGAAAGUGCUACUCGCGAUAUUAUUGCCGAGUUGUCCAAAGGGAUUGAAAAAAGCAUCAAUUCUGAUCUUCGGUUAGCAUACGAAAGUGUUUAUUAUAGCUCCAACUAUCUAAACUUUGAGGCUCUUGUACAAAACACCAAAGGAUCGUUGGAUAUGCUGCGUGGUCGUCUUGGUACUUAUACUACUAGCCAAUACAACAAGGCACCCAAUCAAAAACCUUUCUUUCGUGCCGAAAUUGUUUUGUUGAUCCCUAACGUGGUUUUGCAGCCAAAGCUUGAAGAUAUUCAAGGUGCUCUUAACAAAGCAGCCACGAUGGUUGUCGAUGUGUCUAAAAAGCUCACGCUCAACUGGAGUGUAUUUCUGGAUCAGCCAGAUGAUCAUACCACUGGCCACUAUCCAGAGGACACUUUCCAGGUUGCAAACAACAAAGAUGUGCUUAAAGUGAUUAUGUUGCUAAGCUCUACAGUCAAUUCUAUGAAAAAAGAUGUCGAGACUCAUCGUGAGCAAUUUGGUAAAUAUGAUUUUCUCUGGAAGGAAGAUAAAGUAGACACCAUUCAAAAAUUCCUUGGCAACAACCCUACCAUUGCUGAUUUUGAAAAUGAAAUCAACCGCUAUGAGUUUAUUGAGCAUGAAAUCAUGGAAAUUUCUGGUUCAACUCAAAUUGGUCUCCUGUUGAUCUCAGCCGAGCCACUCAAAUUGGCACUUUUGUCUGAAACAAAAGAGUGGAAGCAGCAAUACGGACUUAAUCUUAAUCGAAAGGUCAAGACUGACAUGGAGCAGCUAAUUGAGUAUAUGGAAAGUAAAACGAUUAAGCUGAGUCGAAAGAUUGCUGAUAUUGAUGAUCUCCGCAUUGCAGUUCAGACAUUGAGCGAAAUUCGCGAAGCUGAAGUGGAUAUUGACAUGAAGGUUGCUCCCAUUGAAGAAGCCUACCUCCUUCUUACCAAGCACAAUGUUACAGUCACACGUGAGGAAACAGAGAUGGUAGACUCGUUGCGAUACAGCUGGAAAAAGCUUAAAAUUUUAGUCAUUGAUACGCAAGCUCAUUUGGGUAAAAUCCAGCCUGUAUUUAAAGCAGACCUGAUUGGAUCCGUACAAAAAUUUUCUCAAGAUGUCAAAGAUUUCACUGUGGAGUAUACAGAAAAUGGCCCAAUGGCUGGCAACAUUCCGCCUAAAACUGCAAGCGAGCGAUUGAAUGUUUUCCAACGUGGCUUUGAUGAGCUUAAUCGUAAAUGGGAAACAUAUUCUGCUGGCGAAGAAUUGUUUUGUCUACAAGUGACUCCUUUUCCAACGCUGGUUCGUAUCAAAAAGGAGCUCAAACUGCUGCAGAAUUUGUACAGUCUUUACAAUGAUGUCUUGGAAAAAAGGCAGACGUACAGUGAAACGCUGUGGUCUGAUAUUGAUUUGGAAAAGAUUAAUACAGAAAUGACAGAUUUCCAAAACAAGAUCAAAAAGCUUCCUAAAGCAAUCAAGGACUGGGAUGCAUUUACAGAGCUGAAAAACAUUGUGGAAAACCUGUCUAGCAUGGUUCCGCUUUUGGAAAUGAUGUGCAACAAGUCUAUGCAGCAGCGUCACUGGGACAUUAUCAUGUCCAUCACUAAAACACAAAUCAAUUUGGAUCCUGAUAUGUUUUACCUCAAAAAUCUACUUGAUGCUUCAUUGGUUGAAAAUCGCGAGGACAUUGAGGAUACUUGUACAGCUGCCAUCAAGGAAGCCGACAUUGAAAUCAAGCUAAAAGCAACCGUGGCGGAUUGGGAGGACAAGAAUUUUACUCUUGCAGCUUUUAAAACACGGGGUAAUCUUGUGUUGAAACCGUCUGCUACAUCCGAGAUUAUUUCUCAAAUGGAAGACUCGCUCAUGACACUUGCAUCAUUGAUGUCCAACAGAUACAAUGCACCGUUCAAACCAACUAUUCAAACUUGGGUUCACAAUCUCAGUACUGCAUCUGAAGUGAUUGAAAAUUGGCUAGCUGUUCAAAACCUCUGGAUUUAUCUUGAAGCCGUUUUUGUUGGUGGUGAUAUUGCUAAACAAAUGCCCAAAGAGGCAAAACGAUUCAGCAACAUUGACAAAUCGUGGUGCAAAAUCAUGGGUCUUGCGAAUGAACAUCCAAAUGUCAUUCAGUGCUGUGUUCUCGAUGAAACCAUUGCUAAUUUACUUCCUCAUUUAACAGAACAGCUUGAGCUUUGUCAAAAAUCACUUUCUGGAUACCUCGAGUCUAAACGAGCCAUUUUCCCUCGAUUCUACUUCGUUUCUGAUCCAGCAUUGCUUGAAAUAUUGGGACAAGCCAGUGACUCUCAUACUAUUCAAGCACAUCUCAAGAGUGUAUUUGACAAUAUUGACAAGGUGCAAUUUCACGAUAAAGAGUAUGACAAGAUUAUUGGGCUGGAAUCAUCCGAAGGUGAACGCGUUUCUCUCAGUCGUCCCAUGUUAGCUGCAGGAAGUGUAGAAAUGUGGUUGGGUACUCUUCUCAAAUCUAUGCAGUCUUCUGUAAAUGAUAUCAUUCGCGAAGCUGCUUCUAGGGUCAAUGAUGUUCCUACACAAAAGUUUAUGGAUGAAUACCCUGCCCAAAUUGGUUUAUUGUGCCUUCAAAUCCAAUGGACUCAGAUGUGCGAGGAAGGCCUCACUCUUUCCAAAACAGACAAGAAAAAGAUGGCGGCAACCAACCAACGCAUCACAGAGAUUCUCAAUAUUCUUAUUGAAAACACCACUCGUGAUCUUAGCAAAAUGGAUCGUGUCAAGUACGAAACUCUAAUUACCAUUCAAGUUCAUCAUCGUGAUGUGUUUGAAAAGCUGUAUAAAACACAUGUGAAAUCACCUGACGAUUUUGAAUGGCUUAAGCAAGCCAGAUUUUACUGGCAAGAAACCAAGGAUUGUUGCGUAGUUUCCAUCACCAACUUUGACUUUAAAUACCAAUGCGAGUAUCUUGGAAACACUGAUCGACUUGUUAUCACGCCACUUACUGAUCGAUGCUACAUUACUUUGGCUCAAGCACUUGGUAUGUCUCUUGGAGGCUCACCUGCUGGUCCUGCUGGUACAGGUAAAACAGAGUCUGUCAAGGAUCUUGGCAAGAAUUUGGGAAAAUGGGUUGUUGUAUUCAAUUGCUCUGAUCAAAUGGACUAUCGUGGUCUUGGCCGAAUUUACAAAGGCUUGGCACAGAGUGGAUGUUGGGGAUGUUUUGAUGAGUUCAAUCGAAUUGAACUUCCUGUGCUUUCUGUAGCUGCUCAACAGAUUGGGUGUGUAUUUUCUGCAAGAAAAGAACGCAAAACAUCAUUUAUCUUCACUGAUGGCGACACUGUGGAGCUCAAUCCUGAGGUUGGCAUGUUUAUUACCAUGAAUCCGGGCUAUGCUGGUCGUGUAGAGCUGCCUGAAAAUCUCAAGGUGCAUUUCCGCUAUGUUGCCAUGAUGGUGCCUGACCGACAAAUUAUUAUCCGAGUCAAGCUUGCUGGAUGUGGUUUUAUUAGCAAUUUGAUUCUUGCCAAAAAAUUCUUUGUACUCUACCGUCUCUGUGAAGAACAAUUAUCCAAGCAAGUUCACUAUGAUUUUGGAUUGCGUAAUAUUUUAUCUGUGCUGCGUACCUGUGGUUCUGUCAAGAGAGCAAAUCCCGAAGAUUCUGAAAAUUUGAUCAUCAUGAGGGUUCUUCGUGACAUGAAUUUGUCCAAACUCGUUGAUGAAGACGAAUCUCUUUUUUUAAGCUUGGUCAAUGAUUUGUUUCCUGGUCUGUCUGCUAAAAAGGGAAGCUAUCCAAAUGUCGAAACUGCAGUGGAUCAGCAGCUUGCAGAAGUCAAUCUUAUUAGCCAUCCACCGUGGACACUCAAAGUUAUCCAGUUGUAUGAAACAGCCAAGGUGCGACACGGUAUCAUGAUUCUUGGUCCUACUGGAACUGGUAAAACCAAAUGCAUCAACGCUUUAUUGAAAGCCAUGACUGCGUGUGGUGAUCCACACAAAGAAUUGCGUAUGAAUCCCAAAGCCAUCACGGACUACCAAAUGUUUGGUAAACUUGAUGUUGCAACCAAUGACUGGACCGACGGUAUUUUUUCUUCGCUUUGGAGAAAAACGCUUAAACGAAAAGGAGAAACUGUGUGGAUCAUUUUAGAUGGUCCCGUUGAUGCAGUGUGGAUUGAAAAUCUCAACUCUGUAUUGGAUGAUAACAAGUGUUUGACGCUUGCCAAUGGCGAUCGUAUUCCCAUGUCCCCUGCGUGCAAACUAACGUUUGAGGUGCACUCCCUUCGAAAUGCCAGUCCUGCUACUGUAUCUCGUUGUGGUAUGAUUUACAUUGGUGUCAUUACCUUGACAUGGGAUAUUGUUUUACAAUCGUGGCUUAAAGUACGACCACUCAACGAAGUUGGUGUAUUAGAAGCACUUUUCAACUCUAGUUUUGGCAGCGUUAAUCAAUUUUUGAUUCUAGAGUUGCAUCCAAAAAUGAUUAUUGCUCCAGUCAAUUAUGUUGUCAACACAACAAUCCUUUUGAAUGGUUUGAUUCCAAAAGCUGAAGCAAACAAAUCACAAGUUUCUGCCGAGCAUCUGGAGCGCCUUUAUGUGUAUGCGCUAUUUUGGUCAUUUGGCUCACUGCUUGAGCUUGAUGAACGCAAAAAACUUCAGCAUUUUAUGAUUGAGAAAAUUCCUGAUCUCAAGUAUCCGCCUAUUGAUCCCAAUUCCCAAGAUACAUUUUACGAGUUUUUUGUCAACGACAAUGGCCAGUGGCAACAUUGGCGUGAUCGUGUUGUAGACUGGAUGUAUCCUCAAGAUAUCACGCCAGAGUUUUCUUCCAUCAUUAUCCCCAUGGUGGACAAUGUUCGCACCGAAUUUAUGAUGGAGACUGUCACUAAACAGGGUCGCGCUGUGCUUCUUAUUGGUGAACCUGGCACUGCAAAAACUGUAACGGUAAAAAAGUAUCUAGCCAAAUUAAACCCAGACACGCACUUGUCAAAAAACCUUAGUUUUUCAUCUGCCACUACACCCAUGAUUUUCCAGCGUACUAUUGAGAGUUAUCUUGAUAAGCGUAUGGGUUCUACUUAUGGACCGCCUGCAGGGAAAAAGAUGAUCAUCUUUAUCGACGAUAUCAAUAUGCCCGAGAUUAAUGAAUGGGGAGACCAAGUGACAGGUGAAAUUGUGCGUCAGCUGAUGGAGUAUCAGGGAUUCUACUCUCUUGAUCGACCAGGAGAUUGGACAGCAAUUGUUGAUUUAUUCUUUUUGGGUGCCAUGAUGCAUCCUGGUGGUGGCAGAAACGAUAUUCCAUCUCGUCUGAAACGCCAGUUUGUUGUUUUUAACUGCACUAUUCCAUCCGACAACUCUGUAGACAAGAUUUUUGGAACAAUGCUCGAGGGACAUUUUUGUGCUGCUCGAAACUUUGCUCCAGACGUUGUUUCUAUGAUUGCUCGCAUGCCUCCAUUAAUGCGUCGCCUAUGGCAAAUGACCAAAGUUAAAAUGCUUCCUACUCCAGCUAAAUUUCACUACAUUUUCAACUUGCGUGAUCUGAGUCGCAUUGUUGAAGGCAUGCUCAAUUCCACACCAGAAUCUGUACCAAAUGAAAAGAUUCUCUUAAACCUUUGGGAGCACGAGUGCUCUCGUGUACUCCCAGAUCGUUUUAUCACUCAAGAAGAUGCCGACUGGUUUUCAAAAGCAACAGUCAGUUUAAUUCAAAAAGACCUUGGCGACGAAUACUCUGCUGUUGUUGCCAAUAAAAGUUACUUUGCCGAUUUUAUGCGCGAGCCACCUGAAAAUGAAGAUCCAGAGGCCGAAGUUGAUUUGGAAGCACUCAAGAUUUACGAAAAAGUUGCUUCUUUUGAUGCUUUGAGGGAACGCUUGACAGAAUAUAUGAAGCAGUACAAUGAAAGCAUUCGUGGAUCAAAAAUGGAUCUAGUUCUUUUUGAGGAUGCCAUGAAGCACAUUGCCCGUAUUUCACGCAUUAUUCGGAUGCCUCGCGGAAAUGCUCUUUUAGUUGGUGUUGGAGGUUCUGGUAAGCAAUCGCUUACAAAGCUUGCAGCAUUCAUUGCCAAGAGUCAAGUGUUUCAAAUUGCCAUUACCAAAAACUACAAUGUAUCCAAUCUUAUGGAAGAUCUCAAACUCAUGUACAAGGUUGCGGGUGCUCAAGGAAAAUCAAUGACAUUCAUAUUUACCGACAACGAGGUCAAAGAGGAAGGGUUUCUUGGAUUUAUCAACAAUAUUUUAACUUCGGGUGAAAUUGCCAAUUUGUUUGCAAAAGAUGAAGUGAUUAGCAUUUCAUCUGAUUUACGUGGCUCACUCAAGAAACAACGACCAAAUGUCAUUGACACGAUUGAAAAUCUAUGGCAAUUCUUUAUUGAUAGAGUCAAGGCAAAUCUUCAUGUUGUAUUGUGUUUUUCGCCUGUUGGUGAUAAGUUCCGCAACCGCUCGCUCAAAUUUCCCGGCCUCGUUUCGGGCUGCACAAUGGAUUGGUUCAGUCGCUGGCCCAACGAGGCUCUUCGAGCUGUCGCUGACAAAUUUGUGUCUGAAAUGGAUAUUGCAUGCUCCGACCAAACUAAAAAGGAAGUGGUGUAUCAUAUGGCGUUUGUUCAUGAUCUGGUGACCGAUGCCUGCAACAACUAUUUUAUGCAAUUCCGUCGUCGCACACACGUAACACCAAAAUCAUAUCUCUCCUUUCUUGCAUCGUAUAAAUCCUAUUAUAGAAAUAAGCGUGAAGAAGUUGGAGGAUUAUCCGAUCGCAUGAAUAUGGGUUUGUCUAAACUAGUGGAAGCGUCUAAAUCGGUUGCUGUUUUGCAAGAUCAGCUUGUGGUUAAAGAAAAAGAGCUGGCGGUGGCUUCGAAAGCUGCAGAUGCAGUGCUUGCAGAGGUUACCGCAAGUACAAUGUCUGCCGAAAAAGUCAAGGAUGCAGUGCUCAAAGUAAAAACCAAGUCUGAAGGUAUUGCUAAUACAAUCAAAGCCGACAAAGUGUAUGCCGAGUCACAACUCGAAGCCGCUAAACCUGCUCUUGAAGAGGCACGAAAUGCACUUAAUUCUAUUCAACCUGCUCAUAUAUCUACUGUUCGUAAGCUUGCCAAACCACCCCAUCUGAUUAUGCGUAUUAUGGACGGCGUGUUGCUUCUUAUGAAACGUAGGAUUGACACAAUCACGCAGGAUCCUGACAAACCUUGUAUGAAACCUUCGUGGUCUGAAUCGCUUAAACUUAUGUCUGCAUCCGACUUUUUGACCAAUCUACUUAACUUUGCCAAGGAUGAAAUUAAUGAAGAAACCGUCGAGUUUCUUGAACCUCUGAUGGAGAUGCCCGACUUUAAUCUGGAAGGCGCUAAAAAGGUUUCUGCAGAUGUAGCCGGUCUUGCAUCUUGGGUCGGAGCCAUGGCAACAUACUAUGGUGUCAAUAAAAAAGUGAUCCCACUCAAGGCUAAUCUCAUCGUUCAAGAGCACAAGCUGACUAUUGCCAUGGAAGAUCUGAACAAAGCACAGCAAAUGCUUGACGAAAAGCAAGCUGAGCUCGACGUAUUCCAAGCUAAAUACAAUGAAGCCAUAUCCAACAAGCAAAUGUUGCAAGCAGAUGCCGAUAGUUGCAAGCGAAAAAUGAAUGCAGCGACCGCGCUAAUUAGUGGUUUGAAGGGCGAAAAGGAUCGAUGGACAAUUCAAAGCAAAGAGUUUGCAGAACGGAUUGGACGACUUGUUGGCGACAUUAUUCUUGCUACUGCCUUUUUAUCUUAUAGUGGUCCAUUUAAUCAGACAUUUAGAUCACAGCUGCUACAGGACUGGCGAAAAGAGCUUAGUCGUCGCAAGAUUCCUCAUACAGAAGAUCUUGAUAUUAUUGGCUUGCUUGUUGACAACACCACAGUAGGAGAAUGGAACAUCCAAGGUCUUCCUACUGACGAACUAUCAAUACAAAACGGUAUUAUUGUCACUAAAGGCACUCGCUUCCCCCUGUUGAUUGAUCCACAAAACCAAGCCAAAGUGUGGAUUAAAAAUCGCGAAGAGCAGAAUAAGCUUCAGGUUACCACACUUACCCACAAAUACUUUCGCCAGCACAUUGAUGACUGUGUAAGUCAAGGUCGUCCGCUUCUUAUUGAAGAUGUGGAGGAGGCAUUGGAUCCUACACUUGAUAAUAUUUUGGAGCGUAACCUGAUUAAAGCCGGCCGUGGAUUCAAGGUUGUCUUUGGAGACAAAGAGAUUGAUUGGUGUGAUGGAUUCUACGUAUUCAUCACAACAAAACUACCCAAUCCAAAUUACAAUCCAGAGAUCUACGCCAAGUGCUCAAUUAUUGACUUUACUGUUACGAGUAAGGGUCUUGAAGAGCAGUUGCUGGGUCGCGUAAUCAUGCGUGAAAAACAAGAGCUUGAAACCGAGCGUGCCAAGUUGUUAGAGGAAGUUAAUUUCAACAAGCGUAAAAUGAAACAGCUUGAAGAUAACCUGCUAGAGCGAUUGACAUCUACUAAAGGAUCACUUGUGGAUGACGAAUCUCUGAUUGAAGUGCUUGCCGUGACGAAAACCACAGCUGAAGAAGUCAACGAGAAACUUGUUGUUGCUGCUGAUACCCAAAAGAAGAUCAGUAUUGCCCGAGAAGAGUAUCGUCCAGUAGCAAGUCGUGGGUCAAUUAUUUAUUUCCUAAUUGCUGAAAUGAGCAUGGUAAACGUCAUGUACCAAACAUCACUAAAGCAGUUCCUACAGCUUUUCGAUGAGAGUAUGGAAAAGGGAACACCGUCGCCCAUUCCCAGCAAGCGUAUUCAAAAUAUCAUCGAGUACUGUACUUUCCGCGCUUUCUCUUACAUAACCCGUGGUUUAUACGAAAUUCACAAGGUUAUUUUUGUGCUUUUAUUGGCUCUCAAAAUUGAUGUCUUCCAUAACAAGGUCACACAUGAAGAAUUUCGCUGCUUGAUCAAAGGCGGGGCAAUGUUGGACAUCAAUACAGUUACUAAAAAACCCUUCAAUUGGAUUCCUGAUAUGACCUGGCUCAACCUGGUUGCAUUGAGUAAGAUGCCCGGUUUUGCUGACGUUCUCAAUCAAGUUGGUAAAAAUGAAAAAGCGUGGCGCUCUUGGUACGAAAAAGAUGCUCCUGAAAAUGAGCUUUUACCUGGCGGAUACCAAAAUUCGCUGGAUGCAUUCCGUCGACUUUUACUGGUUCGUUCAUGGUGUCUGGAUCGCACGGGUAUGAUGUCCAAGCAGUAUGUUGCUUCUUCUAUGACCGUCCGGUUUGCCGAAUCUCAAAUAUUGGAUCUCGAUUCGCUGUUGGGCGAGUCGAAUAACCGCACACCCAUGAUAUGUUUGCUAUCUCAAGGCUCUGACCCUUCAUCUGAUAUUGAAAAUCUGUCUAAAAAGUACAAGAUCGACAUGAAGGCUAUUUCUAUGGGACAGGGGCAGGAGGUUCAUGCGCGAAAGCUUCUUUCUACAUUUAUGACUAAUGGAGGUUGGGCUUUAUUACAAAACUGUCAUUUGGGAUUACCAUUUAUGGACGAACUUCUCAGUCUGAUUGUUGAAACUGAGGCUAUUCAUGAGAAAUUCAGACUCUGGAUUACCACGGAUGUGAGCAUCAAGUUCCCCAUCACAUUUUUACAAACGUCCAUUAAAUUUACAAACGAACCUCCACAAGGUGUAAAAGCUGGUCUCAAACGAACGUAUGCUUGGUUUACUCAGGACAUGCUAGAUAUGAGCGCUCGUCCGCAAUACAAGCCUUUGCUGUAUGGGCUCGCGUUUUUGCAUUCCAUUGUACAGGAGCGUCGCAAGUUUGGGCCUCUUGGCUGGAAUAUUCCAUACGAAUUUAAUCAAAGUGAUUUGGCAGCUAGUGUUCAAUUUGUGCAAAAUCAUGUUGAUGAGCUUGCUCCCAAAGCUAGCAUUUCCUGGAAUACUGCACGAUUUAUGUUUUGUGAAGUGCAUUAUGGCGGAAGAGUUACUGAUGACUAUGACAGGCGACUUCUUCAAACAUACGGCAAAGUAUGGUUUGGCGAUCAUAUGUUUUUGGACACUUUCUGCUUCUACAAAGGUUACACUAUUCCACAUUUAAAAACAAUCGAUGAGUACCGGCAAUCAAUUGAAGUUCUUCCGCUAACUGACACACCCGACGCCUUUGGAUUACACCCUAAUGCCGAUAUUUCCUGCCAAACCAAGGAAUCUCAGCGUAUGCUUGAUACCAUUAUGUCUAUCCAACCAAAGGACAGUGGCGGCGGCUCUGGAGAAACUCGUGAAGAAAUAGUAAAGCGUAUGGCCAACGAUCUUUUAAGCAAACUGCCUGAAUCCUUUGAUAAGAAUCGCACUAAACUCACGAUCCAAAAGCAAGGCGGUCCCAAGCCACUCAAUAUCUUUUUAGGGCAAGAAAUUGAUCGCAUGCAGGCAGUCAUUUCUGCAGUCAAAUCUACUCUGUCAGAUCUUCGCUUGGCUAUUGACGGAACAAUUAUUAUGGCAUCUGGAUUGCAAAAUGCAUUGGAUGCUCUAUAUGAUGCUCGUGUGCCUGAAUCAUGGGUCAAGAUAUCAUGGCAAAGUAGUACACUGGGACUAUGGUACUCGGAGUUCCUAGGACGUGCUGCACAAUUCCAUACUUGGCUAUAUGAUGGUCGGCCACUUGUGUUUUGGCUUUCAGGUUUUUUUAACCCUCAAGGUUUCCUUACUGCCAUUCGACAAGAAAUUACACGUACUCAUAAUGGAUGGGCACUUGAUAAUGUCAAGCUUGCACCAGAAGUUAUGAAGCAUAUGAAGGAAGACAUCACCGCUCCGCCAUCCGAAGGUGUCUAUAUUUAUGGUCUGUUUAUUGAAGGAGCUGGCUGGGAUAGGAAAAAUAUUAGAUUAACAGAGUCACAGCCCAAGGUCAUCUUCCAAAGUAUGCCAGUAGUGCAUGUAAGUGCUACCAAUUCAACUGAUGAUGGUGACCCGCGUAUGUAUAGAUGUCCCGUGUAUCGCCGACCUCGACGUACCGACCAAAAUUACAUCUUUGAUAUUGAGCUCAAAACACAACAGACUCCCGACUAUUGGAUUUUGCGUGGUAUUGCACUAUUAUGUGCUACAAGCUAAUUAAAAGGCACUACUAUCAUGAAGGCUUUUAGGUAAACAGUUAUACUAUCAAGACUGACUAUCUUGAUAUAAAUAAAAGAUGUAGUUGAUGAACCUG
This is a messenger RNA of Batrachochytrium dendrobatidis JAM81, 13663 nucleotides long. RefSeq lists its product as uncharacterized. The transcript has 6 exons. Gene Ontology annotation, molecular function: dynein intermediate chain binding; ATP hydrolysis activity; dynein light intermediate chain binding. Lineage: Eukaryota; Fungi; Chytridiomycota; Chytridiomycetes; Rhizophydiales. The record is from RefSeq and is a predicted model, not a curated record. The coding region runs from base 1 to 13566 and encodes 4521 amino acids. Gene Ontology annotation, cellular component: axonemal dynein complex. Gene Ontology annotation, biological process: microtubule-based movement.